AUGUCGCUGCUUUCCACGAUGCCUUCAGAUCGUCGAUCAUCCUCCGCAGGCUCCGGCCACAGCUCACGUUCCCGAGCAGAACGUGCAAGUGGCAGCAUGGGCCUCGAUGGUGGAGAGGCAGGCAGACGUAUCGCCGCAGAAGACGAGUACAUUCGUCGCGAACUCACAGAGUCAACCACCUUCUGCAAUGCCUUUUGGGGUCAGAACGAUGCCGGCUUCGAAGCCAUCUCGGCCCGCAUGAAGGCUUCUCAGCGCACGCUCGACGAACUCAAGUCGCUCUACAAGGAACGCGCCGACAUUGAGGCAGAGUACGCAAAACGACUCGCCAAGCUUUCCCGUCAGGCGCUCGGCUACAGCGAGACAGGCGCGCUCAAGGCUGCUUUCGAUGUCGUCAAGGUCGAGCUCGAGACCACUUCGCGUACCCACGCAGAUCUCGCCAACAUGAUCAAAAAGGAUCUCGAAGGCGCCGUCACCGACUUUGCCAACAAGAGCUGGAACGCUCGCAAGGCAGCACAGGCCAACAUCGAGAAGCUUCACAAGCACAAGCAAACUCAGGAGAACUACGUCAACAAAUCACGCGAAAAGUACGAACAGGACUGCAUCAAGAUCAACGGAUACACCGCUCAGAGCAGCCUCGUUCAGGGUAAGGAUCUCGACAAGGUCGCCUACAAGCUCGAUAGAGCGCAAGCUACCGUCAGCCAGAACGACAGAGACUAUCAGAACUUUGUGCGUGCGCUCAAGGACACCACCGUCAAGUGGAAUGCAGAGUGGAAGGCCUAUCUCGACCAGUGCCAGGAUCAGGAGGAGGAGCGCAUCGAUUUCUCAAAGAGCAACCUCUGGAACUUCGCCAAUGCCGUUUCGGCCGUCUGCGUCGCCGACGACGAGUCGUGCGAGCGCAUCCGCGUCAGCCUCGAAAACGUCGAUACCCCGCGCGACGUGCAGUUCUUCAUCCAGUAUUGCGGUACCGGCUCGCUCAUCCCUGCUCCUCCCGAGUACAUCAACUACGCCAAAGGACAGGCUCCUCCAGCCCGUCCGAACUACCAUACGGCCAGGUUCCAGCGCAACACCACACGCCCUACGCAACUCCCAAUUCCGCAGCAACCGACCCAGCAAGCCGCCUCACCACAGCAGCAGCAGCAGCCAUCGCCUCUGCAGUCUCACGAUGGUCCACAAGCAGUCUCUCCGCAACCAACUCAAACCAACCAGCCUGCAGCCGCUAUGCAGAACGGCGCCUACCAAGACAAACCUGUGCCUCCACAGCCGUAUGCGCAGCCUGCAGAUUCAUCUUACAGACAGGAAGAGGCCGACGCCUAUCCAGUUGCGGCCCCUCACCCGCCGCCGCCAACUCAUACUGCUCCCGCCAUGUCGCCCAACCCAGUGAGUCCUCAGACCCCUCAGCCAUUCUCUUCGCCGCCUCAACGCAGAAUGUCGACUAAAAACUUUCUCGCCCGCACUUCUUCCCUCUCUCGUUCCAACUCGCCAAAACUUCAGUCGACCUCUUCUCGCCCUGCCCCGGUCGCGCCCCUCGGUAGCGGCAGCGGAGCUUCCAAUGCUACGGUAGCCGCACCCGCUGCCAGCAGUGCCGAUGAUGACGAUCCGAUCGCCAAAGCCCUCGCCAGCUUGCGUAUGCGUCCUGGUGGCAAGUCGCCCGGCCCGACACGCAGGGAAGACCUGGCAGCCGAAGCACCGCAGUCACCCGCUCCGUUUGCUCAACCCGGUCAGAUCGUACAGAACAUGCCUCCACAGCACCGUGCCCACUCUCCCUCGCCUUCCAUGGCGAGCAACCUGCCUCCCCGUGCAAAGUCGCCCGGCGCUGCUUUCAUGCAGGCUCCGGCCCGUGCCACUUCACCUAUGCCGGUCGAGGAUGUGGUUGGCCAGUAUGGACAGUCUUUCCCUGGCGAGCGCAAGUCGCUGUCUCGACAGAAUUCGGUCGCGUCUCGCGCUGGCGUGCAGGCUGCCGAAGCCCCCAGAAGUCCCAACAAGCAACACCACCAGGAACAGGGCUUUGCUGGCGUUGGAGCACGAGGUCGAAGCCCAAGUCCUCAGCCAUGGUCUAGACCUACCCAGCAACAGCAGCAGCUUCCACAACAACAAGCCGCUCAAUCACCGAGAGUGCCGGCUCCGUCGUCUGACCAGCCCAAGACCGGCACGCUCUCGAGGCGACAGUCGAAUGUACCGCCCGUGCGCAGCACGACACCUCUGGGUAUCGCUUUGGAUGCCACUGGCUCCGUGACGCACGAUCAGAUGGCUGUGGACUACAUGAGAAGAGCCGGCAGUGUUCCUCCCCAGCAGCAGCAGCCAGCGCGACCUCCUUCGGUCGUUCACGCCAACUAUCAGCAGCAGCAGCCGUCUCGCCACCAAGCGCAUCCGUCGGUAUCGAGUCAAUUCAGUACCGCGCCUCAAUUGCAAAGCCCGUACAAUUACCAGGGCGCACCACCUGCUGCAGACGCUCGCCAGCAGUACCAGGGCCAUGCAGCGCAGGCGUCCAUGUACUCGACCGCGGGCCAGUCCGUUCCGCAGAUGGCACCUGCAGCUACCCCUCAGCAGCAAGCCUACGGAGGAUACGCGCCAUCCGGCUACGCUCAGGGACACCAAGCUCCCGCUGCCAGUCAGAGCGUUCCCGCUCACAUGGCUCAGGGGUCGCAAUACGCAGGAUCCCCAGCUCCCAUGCAGAACGCCUAUCCAGCGGCCGCGGCGCAACAGGCCGCGCCUCCUGCAGCACAGCAAGUUGGAUCGAGCGGAUACUAUGCCGGCGCACCCCAGCAGCAGGCUGGACGCUACCCCGCGGGACAGGAUACGCCGGCAUCAGCAUACAUGCAGGAAUACUUGCAGCAACAGCAGCAGCAGCAGCCACAGGCGCAGCCACACGUCGCUCCUAACGGUGUAGGACAUGCGCAUCAACAGAGUACUGCGAGUGUAGCACCAUCGCACUACCAGCAGCCGCCUCAGCAAUGGGGCAACAGAGCUACGAGUCCCGCACCGAACGUUGCUCCUGCGCCUGCACCCGCGGCUGCAGCACCAGCGGUCUCGCCAGGUCAACCACAGGGUCACGCGCCUACGGGUCAGUACAGCGAUGCCGGUCAACCAAUCCUCUUCUACGUCAAAGCUCUUUAUGACUACCAGGCGACAAAUCCGGACGAAUUCAGCUUCACGACGGGCGACAUCAUCGCGGUCACGCAUACCGAGGCAGAUGGAUGGUGGCAGGGAGAGUUGUUGGACGAAGCUAGGAGGAAGCAGGGUGCCAAUACGUUCCCGAGUAACUUUGUUGCUUUGUUGAUGUAA
Molecule: messenger RNA, 3282 nt
Organism: Pseudozyma hubeiensis SY62
Lineage: Eukaryota; Fungi; Basidiomycota; Ustilaginomycetes; Ustilaginales; Ustilaginaceae
Exons: 1
Coding region: 1-3282 (1093 amino acids)
Biological process (GO): cytoskeleton organization
Cellular component (GO): mitotic actomyosin contractile ring, proximal layer; cytoplasm; cell division site
Molecular function (GO): phospholipid binding; protein binding
Source: RefSeq, a predicted model, not a curated record